AUGUCUUCAUCGCCUCCGGCGCCGACGGUGGCGGACGCGGCGGCGGCGGGCGCGCCGGCGUCGCAGCUGGCCAUCAGCAACGGGGUGCUGCUGGCGGCGGUGAUAUUCCUCUUCAUGGUCGUCGUCUUCGUCUUCCUCCUCUACCUCUACGCCAAGCGCUUCCUGGGGGCCAACCCCAUGCUCAACGGCGCCGGCGCCACCUCCUCGCGCUUCAUCUUCGUCGGCGACUCCCCGUUCCCGCGCCGCGGCCUGCCGGCCUCCGUGCUCCGGAGCCUCCCCGUGGCCGUCUACGGCGGCGGCGCCUCGCCCAAGACGCCCGGCGGCAGCGGGAGGAGGAAGAACGGCGAGGCGCUCGAGUGCGCCGUGUGCCUCUCGGAGGUGGCCGACGGCGAGAAGGUGCGGACGCUGCCCAAGUGCGGCCACCGCUUCCACGUCGACUGCAUCGACAUGUGGUUCCACUCCCACGACACCUGCCCGCUCUGCCGCGCCCCCGUCGGCGCCGACGCCGAGUCCGCCGCGGAGGGGCUCCCCCGCGUGCCGCGCGAGGACCACGCCGCGCCGGAGUUCCCCAUGUUCCCCACCAACGUCCUGUUCUGGGGCACCCACGAUGACGUCGCCAACGGCGGCCUCGGGGGGAUGCCGCCGGCGCCAGCCCCGGCGCCCACGAUCGCCGCCGCCUCCACCAGCUCCUCGGCCUCCGGGCGCAGGAAGGAGAACCUGGUGAUCGACAUCCCGACCCGGGCGAUGGCGGUGAGCGCGGCGUCGUCGUCCCCCGCGACGCCGCUGCCGGCGAGCGACCUGCGGUCCCCGAUGUCCGCCCGGCUCCGCUCGCUGCGCCGGCUCCUGAGCAGGGGCAAGCAGGCCGUGGUGGGCGCGUCCUCCUCCAGCCCGCGCGGCGGCGGCAGCGACGUCGAGCAGGGCCUCGCCGGGCGCCCGCCGAAGACACCCAAGACACCUCCGGCGACGAACUGA
This is a messenger RNA of Triticum turgidum subsp. durum (durum wheat), 972 nucleotides long. NCBI's taxonomy places the organism in Eukaryota, Viridiplantae, Streptophyta, Magnoliopsida, Poales, Poaceae. The record is from the annotation of a GenBank genome assembly.